AUGACACGCUCAUUCUUCGACGCCGUGAGGAAGGGAAUAUUUGCACGAAGUUCAAGAGUCAACCACUCCGAGUCUCAAUAUGCCGCACCGUACAACAGAGCGCACUUCAUACACUUCCUCCCGACGGAGCUACUCGCCCAUAUCUUUAUCGCUGGUGCUGAAGUAGAUGAUAUGUUUGCAAUGAACAUAUCUCAAGUUUGCCAUGCUUGGCGAAGUAUCGCUCUGCAUACGCCCAAGCUGUGGCGUAGGAUUUGCCUUUCGCCGUACGAGACCUUAUGGCGAACUUGGAUCCAUCGCGCCAAGUCAUGUUCGUUAGAUGUCCAACUCUUGCCGUAUUACACAUCAAGACCCGGGCACCGACUUCUCCAGCGAUCGGAUUACAACCUUGUCCAAUGGUACAUGCGUUCGAUCUCCCGACUGAUUCCCAGAUGGAGGUCACUCGAAAUCGUCUUCGCAACAUACUCACCAUUCCUUUGGAAUGCUGCCCUAUCGGAAUGCUGCGCGUAUACGUCCCGAGUUCAUGCACCCUUGCUCGAAGAAAUGCACCUCAUCUACCCUGCCAACGACGACUCAAAGGAAUACUGGCUAUUCAACGGCGUUGCUCCCAAUCUGCGACGCGUUACUGUUGACGGAAUCAGAUUGUCAUGGGCCCCGUCCCUCUACGCAAACCUUACAUAUCUUGACUACACUCAUCAUCGCUUCUCCGCGGGUUGGUCUGCCGUACAUGAAGUCUUGUCAAUUUUGCACGUCUCUCAUCACCUCACCUCACUCAAGAUUAUGUUCCGUUGGAGCGGAGCUGACCCCUGCGUCUGCCGCCCUCCCAACCCCAUCCCGCGAUUGUCACUCGCGCAGCUCGAGACUCUUCAGAUCAAUAAUGACGGCCCGGAUAUCCCUUCCGAGCUCCUUGCGCUCAUGCGUUUCAUAACGUUCCCAUCCCUGAAAUCCCUUUAUCUCGCCGAUCUCUCCGAGAGCCCAAACAGAUUCCACAAUCUCUCGCACUUCUUCGCUGCUUUUCGUUUGCCGAGAAAGCUCCAUAGCAUACGUCUGGAGCAUGGGUGGUAUGAUCAGGAUCUGGCCGCACGCAUCAUACGGUCAAUGCCUUGGUUGUCCAGACAUCUAUAUACGCAUCGACGGCGUCGCCAGGAUAGCAAGCGACAUUACCACUAG
Pleurotus ostreatus (oyster mushroom) is the source of this 1167-nucleotide messenger RNA. RefSeq lists its product as uncharacterized. Lineage: Eukaryota; Fungi; Basidiomycota; Agaricomycetes; Agaricales; Pleurotaceae. The coding region runs from base 1 to 1167 and encodes 388 amino acids. The transcript has 2 exons. Gene Ontology annotation, molecular function: protein binding. The record is from RefSeq and is a predicted model, not a curated record.